AUGAAGCUUUCUACGCCUACACUCAUGGCCAUUUUGGUCUCUUCUGCCUUCGUAUCGGCCUCUCCUGCUAUUCCCAAGCCUUCUGGCGCAGAGUUCACAGGAUUAGUCAAGAAGUCGGAUGUAUCCGAUGCAUUGAGCAUCAUCGAGGAGUUGGGACGUUUGAACCAAAAGAGAGAGCUUGUUGACGACGAAAAUGAAGCGUUUGAGCUCUCUAAAAGAGCAGACAAUUUGCUCACGGAGUUGAUUUCAGCAUUGGCUAACUCUGGAAUCAUUGGCCAGGUCUGGAAAGCCUUGACUAGCGACCCAGAAUUGAAAGGCGUGGUUUCGUCUCUUGUGAAAAAUGCUCUUCAGACUGCCGUGACACAAGGUCCCGCAUUAAUCAAGGCUCUUUGGAACUCCAACUUGCUUCAGAACUUGUUCCAGACUAUCUGGAAAGAUGGCGCGUUGAGAUCUACUCUCUUCUCUGCGGCAAAGGCCAUUUUCGGCUCGGGCUUAAACUUGUUGAAAGCUUUUCUCGCUGAAAAAACCGGCGGCUCCGGUGCUACUCCUGCUGCCACCCCUGCUGCCGCUGCCACACCAGCCGCCGCUAAGAGAGAAGUUGAUCUCACUGAGUACUAUGAUAAGAGAGACUUGGUCGAUGUGGCACAGACAGUUUACUCUGCCAUCAAGAGCACCGGUAUCGUGCAAUCACUCGUGAAGAAGGUUUUGGCAGAUCCAACGGCCUCGGUGGAAUUCUUGUCGACUGUUUUCCUGAAGGGACUUGUUGUGGGCAAGGAUGUGUACAACUGGGCCAAGUCUUCCGGCGUGUUGCAGUCUGGUCUUAAGUGGCUUGCCCUGAAUGGAGCAAACUACGCUAAGGAUAUUGCUGGUUUCCUUGGCUCCAAGAUUGCCAAUGGCGAAGCUUCUGUGUCCGACAUUGACGGAGCUUCGGCUCCUUCUGGGACCACUGUGGCCACUACUGCGGCGAUUGUUGCAACUGCUAAUGCUGCUGCCACUGCCGCUGCUGCUGCCGCAGCUGGGGCUGGGGCUGGUAACGUCGCUACUACGCUCAUCCAAAAGAGAUUAUACUGA
Clavispora lusitaniae ATCC 42720 is the source of this 1071-nucleotide messenger RNA. RefSeq names its product Op4p (gene OP4). The record is from RefSeq and is a predicted model, not a curated record. NCBI's taxonomy places the organism in Eukaryota, Fungi, Ascomycota, Pichiomycetes, Serinales, Metschnikowiaceae.